AUGAGUUCCUACCAGCAGAAGCAGCCCUACACCCCACCCCCCCAGCUGGAGCAGCAUCAGGUGAAACAGCCCUGCCAGCCUCCUCCUCAAGAACCGUGUGUUCCCACAACCAAGCAGCCAUGUGUCACUGGGGGGUCACACCCUUGCAACACCAAGGCUCCAGAGCCCUGCAACCCCACGUAUCCUGAGCCAAGCCAUCCUACAUUUCCUGUGCAGGGCCACUCCAAGGUCCCUGAGCCUGGUCACCAUCAGGUGACUCAACCGAUCUACCCUCCAGUGCUUCAGCCUGGCCACACCAAGAUCCCUCAGCAUGACCACACCAAGGUCCCUCAGCAUGACCACACCAAGGUCCCUCAGCAUGACCACACCAAGCUCCCUCAGCAUGACCACACCAAGCUCCCUCAGCAUGACCACACCAAGGUUCCAGAGCCAUGUAUCUCUACGGUCAAUCCAGGCCCAGGCCAGCAGAAGACCAAGCAGAAGUAA
Talpa occidentalis (Iberian mole) is the source of this 486-nucleotide messenger RNA. Its product is annotated as cornifin alpha-like. The transcript has a single exon. The record is from RefSeq and is a predicted model, not a curated record. The coding region runs from base 1 to 486 and encodes 161 amino acids. NCBI's taxonomy places the organism in Eukaryota, Metazoa, Chordata, Mammalia, Eulipotyphla, Talpidae.